Molecule: messenger RNA, 516 nt
Organism: Naumovozyma castellii
Lineage: Eukaryota; Fungi; Ascomycota; Saccharomycetes; Saccharomycetales; Saccharomycetaceae
Gene: RAD6
Product: E2 ubiquitin-conjugating protein RAD6
Exons: 1
Coding region: 1-516 (171 amino acids)
Source: RefSeq, a predicted model, not a curated record
AUGUCUACUGCCGCUAGAAGAAGAUUGAUGAGAGAUUUCAAACGUAUGAAGGAAGAUGCACCACCGGGAGUGUCCGCAUCUCCUUUGCCUGAUAAUGUUAUGGUGUGGAACGCCAUGAUCAUUGGUCCCGCAGAGACACCAUACGAGGAUGGUACGUUUAGAUUAUUAUUAGAAUUUGAUGAAGAAUACCCAAACAAACCACCUCAUGUGAAAUUCUUAAGUGAGAUGUUCCAUCCUAACGUUUACGCCAAUGGUGAGAUUUGUCUUGAUAUUCUUCAGAACAGAUGGACUCCGACGUAUGAUGUGGCUUCCAUAUUGACUUCCAUUCAAAGUUUGUUUAAUGAUCCUAAUCCUGCUUCCCCCGCCAACGUGGAAGCUGCCACUUUAUUUAAAGACCAUAAAUCACAAUACAUUAAGAGAGUAAAGGAAACAGUUGAAAAAUCGUGGGAGGACGAUAUGGACGACAUGGAAGAUGAUGAAGAUGAAGAUGACGACGACGAGAAUGACGAUGAAUAA